This is a messenger RNA of Prinia subflava (tawny-flanked prinia), 6024 nucleotides long. RefSeq names its product lysyl oxidase like 2 (gene LOXL2). Lineage: Eukaryota; Metazoa; Chordata; Aves; Passeriformes; Cisticolidae. Gene Ontology annotation, molecular function: copper ion binding; protein-lysine 6-oxidase activity. The record is from RefSeq and is a predicted model, not a curated record. Gene Ontology annotation, cellular component: membrane. Gene Ontology annotation, biological process: peptidyl-lysine oxidation; collagen fibril organization.
GAAAUUGGGCAGGAAGCGGCGGCGGCUCCCGCACAUUUCGCUGCCUCCGGAGCAAUUCCUGCUUUUCCAGCAGCGCGGACGGGAUCGCUCAGCCCGGGAGCGAGAAGUGGAUGAAGCUGGACAGGGCUGAGCCUCCCCCACAGCACCGCGGAUCGAGGACAGCCCUGCCCGGAUCUGCCUCUGAGGACUGAAAAUGGGAAUAUCCUGGAUUUCCCCCUGCCAGCCCUGCCUGCUGCUGCUGCUGCUGCUGCUGCUGGCCCCGCUGAGCCGUGCCCAGUACGAGCCCUGGCCCUACCCCGAGCCCGCCCCGCAGCCCUUCCAGCCGCCCCCGAGAGCCCCGGACGUGCCCAAAAUCCAACUGAGGCUGGCGGGGCAGAAGAGGAGGCACAACGAGGGCAGGGUGGAGCUGUUCUACGGCGGGGAGUGGGGCACCGUGUGCGACGACGACUUCUCCAUCCACGCCGCCCACGUGGUGUGCCGGGAGCUGGGCUACACCGAGGCCGUGUCCUGGCUGCCCAGCGCCAAGUACGGCAAGGGAGAAGGGAGGAUCUGGCUGGACAACGUGCACUGCACGGGCAGGGAGGGCAGCCUGGCCGCCUGCGGCUCCAAUGGCUGGGGCGUGAGCGACUGCAAGCACAGCGAGGACGUGGGCGUGGUGUGCAGCGAGAAGAGGAUCCCGGGCUUCAAGUUCGACAACUCCCUCAUUAACCAGAUCGAGAACAUGAACAUCCAGGUGGAGGACAUCCGCAUCCGCGCCAUCCUGGCCACCUACCGCAAGCGCGUCCCCGUCACCGAGGGCUACGUGGAGGUGAAGGACGGGGGCACCUGGAAGCAGAUCUGUGACAAGCACUGGACCAUGAAGAACUCCCGGGUGGUCUGCGGCAUGUUCGGCUUCCCCAGCGAGAGGAAAUACAACGCCAACGUCUACAAGCUGUUCGCCAGCCGGCGCCAGCAGCACUUCUGGCCGUUCUCCAUGGCGUGCAGCGGCAGCGAGGCUCACAUCUCCGGCUGCCGCCUGGGCGCCCCCGGCGCGGGGCACAACCGCAGCUGCCCGGGCGGGCUCCCGGCCGUGGUGAGCUGCGUGCCCGGCCGCGCCUUCGCGCCCGGCGCCCACGGCGGCUUCCGCAAGGCCUUCAGGCAGGAGCAACCCCUGGUGAGGCUGAAAGGAGGAGCCAACACGGGGGAAGGCCGCGUGGAGGUGCUGAAGAACGGCGAGUGGGGCACGGUGUGCGACGACAACUGGAACCUGGUGUCGGCCAGCGUGGUGUGCCGGGAGCUGGGCUUUGGCAGCGCCAAGGAGGCCCUCACGGGGGCCAGGCUGGGCCAAGGAAUGGGUCCCAUCCACCUGAACGAGAUCGACUGCACGGGCUUCGAGAAGUCGGUCACGGACUGCAAGUUCAACACCGAGUCCCAGGGCUGCAACCACGAGGAGGACGCAGCCGUGAGGUGCAACGUGCCGGCCAUGGGCUUCCAGAACCAGCUUCGCCUGACGGGGGGCCGCAGCCCCUUCGAGGGCCGCGUGGAGGUGCUGGCCGAGCGCAACGGGACGCUGCGCUGGGGCACGGUGUGCAGCCACAACUGGGGCACGGUGGAGGCCAUGGUGGUGUGCCGGCAGCUGGGGCUGGGCUUCGCCAGCCACGCCUUCCAGGAAACGUGGUACUGGCACGGGGACGUCAGCGCCGAUGACGUGGUGAUGAGCGGGGUGAAGUGCUCGGGGACAGAGAUGUCCCUGUCCCACUGCCGCCACGACGGGGCCCACGUGUCCUGCCCCAGGGGAGGGGGACGCUUCGGGGCCGGCGUGUCCUGCUCGGAGACCGCCCCUGACCUGGUGCUGAACGCGGAGCUGGUGGAGCAGACGUCGUACCUGGAGGACAGGCCCAUGUUCCUGCUGCAGUGCGCCCUGGAGGAGAACUGCCUGGCCAGCUCUGCCCACAACACCUCGCUCACCUCGGGCUACCGGCGCCUGCUGCGCUUCUCCUCCCAGAUCCACAACAACGGCCAGUCCGACUUCCGCCCCAAGAACGGCCGCCACGCCUGGGUGUGGCACGACUGUCACCGGCACUACCACAGCAUGGAGGUGUUCACCCACUACGACCUCCUGAACCUCAACGGCACCAAGGUGGCCGAGGGGCACAAGGCCAGCUUCUGCCUGGAGGACACCGAGUGCGAGGCAGACAUCCAGAAGCAGUACGAGUGUGCCAAUUUUGGCGAGCAGGGGAUCACGGUUGGCUGCUGGGACGUUUAUCGGCACGACAUCGACUGCCAGUGGAUCGACAUCACCGACGUCCCCCCCGGGGAUUACCUCUUCCAGGUCGUGAUCAACCCCAACUACGAGGUGGCGGAGUCGGAUUAUUCCAACAACGUCAUGAAGUGCCGGAGCCGCUACGACGGGCAGCGCAUCUGGAUGUACAACUGCCACAUCGGCGGUUCCUUCAGCGAGGAGACGGAGCAGAAAUUCGACCACCUCAGGGGACUCACAAAUAACAACGUCUCCGCCCGGUAGAAAAUUCCCACUAAUUUAAGGCAGGACUCCUGCUCCGGCCCUUCCCGAACCACUGCACCCCCAGGAACUUGAGCCUCACUCCAGAACUCGGAAUUCCAGCCGGAUCAUUCCCGAGGAAAACCUCUCCCUCCUCACUUUAGGUGCUCAAGGUGCCCUCUGCAAUUCCAGCUCCGACUUUUCACCAUCCCAAAGAUUCCUCCUGCAUUUUUUUUUGCAGCACUCCUCGCCUCAGCUUGGGUGCCAGCCACCCGAAAAUGCCUUUAUCCUUCGAAAAUGCCUUUAUCCUUCAAAAAUGCCUUUAUCCUCCAUUUCCAAGGCGUUAUUUGGGAAUUUCUCAGCUCUUUUCCACUCUGUUUGCGCCGCCGCUUCCUGCGCGCCUCAGCACCGGCUCCGCUUUGGCAAGGAAAUACAAGGAAAAGGGAAAAAAAAGGAAAAACAAAGAAGGAAUAAUAAAAAAAAAGGAGCAGCUUUUUUUUUGUGAGCAGAACAGUGAAAAGCUGAAAUUUAAUACUGCAGCGAAACCUCGGAUCCAACAACCGCCAACGCUCCGGAGGGGAGCAAAGGCAGAAUUUCACAUGGAAUUUCACAUGGAAUUUCACAUGGAAUUUCAUUUCAUAUUUCAUUUCAUAUUUCAUUUCAUAUUUCAUAUUUCAUUUCAUUUCACACAGAAUCAAAGCUCCCCCAGCACCCAGAACUCGGCAGAUUCCCGGGAGUGAUGUCUCUGGGCUGGGAAUUCCCAUCCCACGGGGAUUUUCCACCCUUCAAAGUCACCUCCUGUCUGGAAAUUCCAUUUUUUUUUUGUUUUAAGGGAUAAAUUUCACCAGGGUGUUCCAUCCUGGUGCAGAGGGAAUUAAUUCCUGGCUCUCAUCCCCCCGGGAUCUGCUCCUGUGGGAAUUCCCAGCGUUCCUCUGUUUGUUUGAGGACGCGUUUUGCUACAGAGAUCAAAUAAAAACCUUUUUCCCCGGGAAAAAAAACAACACAAAAAUCACUUUACAAGCCCUUGGUGUAUUUCUCCUCACAAUUCCUGGAAUUUUGGGGGGUUUUCCUCCUUUUCUACAACCGAAGUUACCUGAAAUUCCAGCUGGCUCCAAACUUCCCCAAAUCCCCACCUCACAGGGAUGUUGUGAGGCUUGAAAAUGCAGGAAAUAUUCGGAAUAUUUGUCAUUUCUCCAGAGAGCUGCCGAAGGGUUUGGACCUCCUGGCAAUUGGAAAAUUCCAUUUUUGCCUCACAAUUCCAGACCUGGAGACCUGAAGCUCAUUUUAAACCCAGCUCUGGGCACAUCAGCACAGCCAAAUCCUGGAGGUUUUUCCCCCUUUAAUGAGCAGAUCCCAACUUUCCUCACCAAAAGGGAAAUUCAGGCCCUUGAAACUCUGUAAAUAAUGAAAAUAUUCCCUCAAACUUGCAUCCAGUGCCUGUGAAUUUUCUGGGAUACCUGAACAGCAACAUCACAACAAACGUGGAACAGAUUUUCCAACUCCUGCCCUUGCUUAGAGUUGAAUUCUGGCCAAAAAAAAUCCGAUUUUCUUACUCUUAAUGCCUAUUUUUUCUUUUUUUUUUUUUGGGAAAACAAUGCAGGAAUAAGGAACAAAAAAACCACCUUAUCCCUGCAGGCGCCCAAACACCCAACCAAGAAAUUCCAGCACCUCCCAGGACUCCAGAAAAACCUGAACAAGAAACUUUUCCCAUUCCCAACUUUUUUUUCCAAGCUGGUGCUGACCCACCCAGGAACUGCCUGCUCUGCAUGCAUUUCACAGCACAGCCACGCUCGUCUUUACAGCUGUUUUUUGGGGUGUUUUUAGGGGUUUUUGGGGUUAUUCCUCCUGAUUUAAGGAUUCUGGUGGGAAUUCUUGGGUGCCUGCUGCCUCCUGCUGCCUGUGCCUCCAGCCCAGGGCGUGGGACACGAAUCUCCUGGCCACGGCUGUGUCCGUCUGCGGCCUCUCUUUUCCCAGCUGAAGCAGUUCUGGGGGAAAAAAAAGGAAAUUUUAUCCAGCUGGGGCUUGGUCAGGGAGAAAUUCGUGGUUAAAUCGCAAAAAUCAGCUUUUUUUCCCCGCUGUUUAAUUCGUUUAUUCCUUGUGUCUCUGAAUAAAUUGGGGUUUUUAUCUCAGGGAGGUGGAAUUUUGCAGUGGGGUUUGGUCAUCAUAAAGGUUCAGGGAAAUUGUUCCCCCUCCUCUUCCAGGAAUUGUUCCUGGGAGAAUUCCCAACAUCCCUGUGAAAAACCCAUUCCCAAAAUCCCAUCCCUGUGAAAAAAUCCAGGCAAUUUAUCCAUGAAAAUUUAUCUAUUAAAAUUUAUCCAAUAAAAUUUAUCCCUGAAAAUUUAUCCAUUAAAAUUUAUCUCUUAAAGUUUAUCCAAUAAAAUUUAUCCCUGAAAAUUUAUCCAUUAAAAUUCAUCCAUAUAAAAUUUAUCCAUGAAAAUUUAUCCAUAUAAAAUUUAUUAAAAUUUAUCCAUUAAAGUUUAUCAAUUAAAAUUUAUCCAAUAAAAUUUAUCCCUGAAAAUUUAUCCAUUAAAAUUCAUCCAUAUAAAAUUUAUCCAUUAAAAUUUAUCCAUAUAAAAUUUAUUAAAAUUUAUCCAUUAAAGUAUAUAAAUUAAAAUUUAUCCAUGAAAAUUUAUCAAUUAAAAUGUAUCCAUGAAAAUUUAUCCAUAUAAAAUUUAUCCAUGAAAACUUAUUCAUGAAAAUUUAUCCAUAUAAAAUUUAUCCAUAUAAACCUUGAUCCCAAUUGAAAACUCCUCCUCCAAACCAGCUGCUGAAAUCCUUGGAAAACAGCAAGAAAAAAAAAAAUCUGCAUUUUAAAUUCAAUCUGAAUAUUUCAGGUGUUUUUUGGGAUUGUUGCAAUUCCAUCUGCAAGGAAUAAAUCCACCAAAAUUUCACCAAGUCCACAAUAAUUUGGAUUUGGGGAUAAAUUAAUUAAUCCUUUCUCAAUUUGCUGCUGUUAUCUACACAGCAAGGGGGGGCUUUGCUUGUUUUUCCAGAAUUUUCAUUCAUUAAAAUAAAAUAAAAUUUAGAAAGGGACACUGUCAGCUAAUUAAAAUCCAGAUUCCUAUUUGGAAAAUAAUCAAUUGAAACUGGAUACCAACAGAAUUCAUGUUAAAUUGUUAUAUUUAAUGAUUUUAAUUUAAUUCUGGUUCAGAAGAGUGAAUAAAUGAGCAAAGAGGUGAAGGGGAGGUGCAAAUAAAGCAAAUUUUGGGGUGUUUAGUUUAAAUCCAGCAGUUUAAUCCAUCAUUUAAUUCCAGCAUUUUUCAGUGCUGAAAACGCUGGAAUUUGUCCCUUUAAAGGAUGAAAAUUGGAAUUUAUUCCGACUUCAGGGAGCUGGAAAAUCCAGGAAUUGUUGGUUCAGAGUCUCUGCUGCUGCUGAGGUUCGUGGCUUUGCUUUCCUGUGGCAACUGGACCUGAUCAAUCUUGAUUGAAAUUCAAUCAAUCGAUCGAUAAUCAAUCAAUCAAUCAAUCAAUGGUAAUCAAUGGACCGAUGUUCACGGCUCAGCUUCACCAUUUCUCCUUCCUGAAUAAAAUUGUGCCAACCACGA